Molecule: messenger RNA, 3178 nt
Organism: Halichondria panicea
Lineage: Eukaryota; Metazoa; Porifera; Demospongiae; Suberitida; Halichondriidae
Product: GON-4-like protein
Exons: 28
Coding region: 138-3062 (974 amino acids)
Biological process (GO): regulation of DNA-templated transcription
Cellular component (GO): nucleus
Molecular function (GO): transcription coregulator activity
Source: RefSeq, a predicted model, not a curated record
CUGUGUAGACUCUUCUCUAUUCUGUUCUCUCUAGCUCUCGAGGUAACCCUUGUGCGAGCCCCGCCCCUUCUCUAAGUGCAAGGGUCAGUCAGGCAGAGGUCAAAGAUCAUUAAAGGUGGUCUCCAUUUAGCGUAAAUAUGGCGGAUGAAGAUGAAGUAUUAAAUGCGCUUUCUGAGGCAGGAUCGGCUGAUGACGAGGGGAUUGACGUGGAUACUGUCAUACAGAAUGCAGCAGAGAAGGCUAACCUAUCAAUCCUCAAUGUUAAAAGCAUUCUCCAUCAUGUGCUCAAGGACAAGAGAGUGUUGUCUGUGAUCCAGCGAGAAGCAGGGGAAGGGUCAGAGGUCAUGGACGAUGACAUCAUACAACCUCGGCUCACUCGCUCAAAAGUCCGAGAGGCUGUUGCCACGACAAUGAGCCCAGAUAAGAUAACUAGAAUGAGGGCCAUCACACGCUCCCCUACCAAGCCUGGAUGUAUGUCUGUAGAGGAGCUCCUCAAUGUAAGUCUAGGCACAGAGGAUUCUUCAGAUGAUGAAGAGUAUCUACCAGAGGGGGCGGAACACAGUGAGGGGGCGGGCCAUAGCGACAGUGAGGGGGUGGGCCAUAGCGACAGUGACAGUGAGGACCCUGGGUGCACAGAAGACACAGAGAGAGACCCCACCCUAAGCCCCCUGAGUGUUGACACGCCCCCCUCUCAAUCACUGGGGGGGGUCUCCGUGGAGCAAGAGACGGCUGCUUUGUUGGCUUCCCUCUCUGAUGUCAUCCUCAGUCCAAUCAAGACAAGGGGUCAGAGGUCACAAGAACAGCAACAGGCAUCAGAGAUUGCUCGGAGGACAAGGUCAAAGUUCCCCCUUAUUGACACACCCCUAUCUGCUAUAGAGGGUUCGUUCCAGCCAUCUGACCCUGAUGACCCCCCCACACCUCGUGAGAUGGACCCUGAUGACCUGGAGUGGCAUCAAUGGCUAAAUGACCUCAUGAACCCACCUGAGUCUGCACUAGAAGAGGUUGAGGAGGACGGAGAAUACAACUAUCUGGCAGAGUCUGAUGUAGUGGAGAAGGAGGAACUACGCAAUGACAGGGCCGUCAAGAUCCCCCGUAAGGAAGUGGACCAACUAGUGAACGAACUCCUCUAUCCACCAUCAGAGGGACUAGGGGGGCUGCUGUCAGGUCAUGGAGGGAUGGACCUCACUAGUGCUUAUCUACUAGAGUCUCUGGGAUUGCCUGCUCCAUUAUUGAGUGGGUCAGAGGAUCGUGAGACCACACCCACUGAUGAGGGGGUGGGCUGCUACCUCUCUCUGGACCAAGCACAGACUCUCUCCCAGCAAAUCAGACAGCACUUCCAACUACUCAUGCAAACGUUGCUCCUGUGUCGAUGUGAACCGUCUCUACUCUUGCUCUCUCAAGUGGCCAAUCAAGCGAUAGACGAGCUACACAUAUGGAGUGAGGGCGCGUGGCAAGGUACACACAGUGCAGUGUGGUAUAUACCAGACAUGAGCGGUGGGAUAGAACUGAUACAACAGCUUGAGUCUAUUGGCAACGAGCAGCCUGUUACCAUGGCAGCAAGCAGCCGCCCACGUACGAGUAUUCCAUAUAUUGCCCAGGAGAAAUUGAUGACCACACCCCUUUUCUGGACUGACCCCUCUCUUCUUCCAGCAGUUGGGUUUGCUCCUAUGACAGAGGGAAAGUCAACACCUCCAUCCAGCUUCUCCAGUGCCGAAGAUUGUUUGUUGGUAUUUGGUAUGGAUCAUUAUGGCUCUGCUGCUUGGCAAGAUAUUAGGACCAACCUGCUACCAGUCAAGACCAUCAAACAGCUCCAGUUGAGAGUCAAGAAUCAAUGCUCCAAAAGAACAGGGAAUAAUGUUGUCAAGCAUUACAAGAAGACCAAGCAACUCAAGAUACCAUUCAGUCAAGCUGAAGAGAAGGCACUCCCACACUGGGUCACGCUGUAUCACAAGAAACGUGUUGAGAAGGAAAAGGAGGCCAAAAAGAAGAGUGAAGAACUGUGCAAGCAGACGGCCAAGCUCAAGAAGAUGCUCGGACUUGUCCCCCAGAGGAGGGCAGAAGAGGGGGGCUCUAAACAAAACCUGAUUACCUGUAUGGAGGAGGUUACAAACAAUGACAAGAAACCACGUGUGGAGACACCAAAUGAUGACAGGAAGCUCACUGUGGGGAACCAUAGACGACUGAGACGGAGGAAGACAAAGAUGAAACAAGGAGUGAGAGUGUGUGAUGAGCAGGGACAGAGCAGUCUCCACCACCUCCUACUAGCCGCAGGGCUGCAGCCGAGUGAUGCUAAUGCAAGGUUUGCACACAGCUUCAUCAGUGAGGUCAAGACCACCCUCCCUUCCGAUGGUGUCAAGUAUGACCAAUUUCUGAACCUGUUAUCUACUGCAGACCACCAGCAUUGGACCCCAGCCAAGCUGUAUGGUGAGGUGUCAUUGGUGCUAGAGUCAUGGCCGUACCUAGUGAGGUUGUUCACUGAGCUGUUAUCUGACAGGGACUGUCUACUAGCCAAUGCUAUGGGGUACAGGAUGGAGGUCACUGGUGUGCGGGAGUUUGCCGGGAAACUGAAGGAAUGUUUUGCCAACUCUCCUCUGAGCCUCUCUGCUGUGUUAGACGCUCUCCACCAGUUGGAUACACCCACGCUCACUAAUGACAAGGUGGAGACGGCACUGUUGCCAUUGGUAACAGCUCAUGAGAAACUGGUGACUGCUCUGAGGAGGUUCCUCUACCAACUGACUCCAUCACAUGGUGGUGUGUUUGAAGAGGUGGACUUAAGUCAAUCACCUGACACCUUUGAAACCAUAUCCCAGUCUCAAUUGACGGCUACCAUGGCAACUAAGUCAUGUGUAACCACACCCACUCCUAGUCCUGGCCCUGCUGCUCCAUGGACAAGACGAGACGAUGGUGUUAUCCUUAAGGCGUGUAUGGGGGUGGAGUCUGGUGUGUCUCUGGUGAGAGUAUGGGGAGACGUGGCUAAUACUCUGGACAGAACACAGCACGAGGUGAAGGAGCGCUAUCUUAAUUUGCUGCAUCUCAUGCAGUCUACCAAGCUCUCUCAAUGAACAAUACUUGACAGCUAUUAAUUAUUGUGAUCUUUUGUUCAAUCAAUAUUGUUUUCAUAUCACACAAUCACACAAUAACAAAAUGACAACAAUCAAUUUUCAACAAUCAAUUUUCA